Astyanax mexicanus (Mexican tetra) is the source of this 5940-nucleotide messenger RNA. RefSeq names its product Rho GTPase activating protein 19 (gene arhgap19). Gene Ontology annotation, cellular component: cytoplasm. The transcript is spliced from 11 exons. The record is from RefSeq and is a predicted model, not a curated record. Lineage: Eukaryota; Metazoa; Chordata; Actinopteri; Characiformes; Acestrorhamphidae. The coding region runs from base 35 to 1414 and encodes 459 amino acids. Gene Ontology annotation, biological process: signal transduction; regulation of small GTPase mediated signal transduction. Gene Ontology annotation, molecular function: GTPase activator activity.
GGGAAGAGGCUGGAGUGGAGAAUUCAAACGGAGUAUGGCGGCGGAGAAAGAGUGCGAGGAAAACAAGCAAAACAGACGAGGGACAGUAUGUAAUAUAGUGAUAAGUCAGGAGAUGCCUCAGAACCAGCCUGUGAUUUUUAACCCGGACUUCUUCGUGGAGAAGUUGAGGCAUGAGAAGCCUCAUGUUUUUACGGAGCUUCUGCUGAGUAACGUGACCCGGCUGAUGGACCUGCCCGGCGCCGAGUUCUCCCAGCUGCAGGGCGAGUCCGAACUCAAGCUUCCCGCCUCCACCGGCUUCCUGCGCCUCCCCAACUUCCUCAAACGCAAAGAGAAAGGAGUGGUUUUUGGAGCACCUUUAACUGAGGAGGGCAUCGCACAAAUCUACCAGCUAAUAGAGUACCUGGGUAAAAACCUGCAUGUGGAGGGGCUGUUCCGAGUUCCCGGGAACAGCAUCAGACAGCAGGCCCUGCGGGAGAUGCUGAACGCCGGGGCCGAUAUAGACCUGGAGACGGGGGACUACCACCCCCACGAUGUGGCCACGCUCCUCAAGACCUUCCUCGGGGAGCUGCCGGAGCCGCUGCUGACUCACCGCCAUUACCACGCUCACCUCAAAAUAGCCGAGAUGACUCUGUUUGAUGAAAAAGGCAAUAAAACGUCUGUUCCUCAUAAAGAGCGUCAGAUUGAAGCCCUGCAGCUUCUCUUCAUGCUGCUUCCUUCAGCCAAUCGCAGCCUCCUGAAACUCCUGCUGGACCUUCUGUACCAAACCGCCAAGAAACAGGACAAAAACAAGAUGUCCGCCCACAACCUGGCCAUCAUGUUCGCUCCCCACAUCAUAUGGCCCAAAAAUGUCACAGCCAGCGAUCUGCAGGAUAAUCUGCAUAAACUCAACAGCGGAAUUUCAUUUCUCAUCAAACACUCGCAGAAAUUAUUUCGGGCGCCGUCGUACAUCAAAGAUCACGCACGGAUGCUCUUCACCGGAUCCAGAACUCCUCAGUCCAAGGACGAUAUGGAGCUGUGCUCCGGGACGGUCAGCAGGACACGCCUCCCCUCGAAGAGGAGCAGUGAUGAGCACGACGGUGGAGGACAGCAGCAGCAGCAGCAUCACACUCAGGAUGCUCUCCGUGAUCUCUUCAACCACGUCACCAACAUGCCCGAAUCCGCCAAGAAGAAGAAGCUCAUUCGACAGUUCAACAAGCAGGGAACUCCUGUUCGGGAAAACACCAGACCUCCUUCAAAUACCAAACACGGGCGCUCUCGGUCUUUAGGAGGACUUAUAAAGAAGAAAGUUUUGGGGAGUCAGCUCACAGUAACGGGAACGUCUCAAACCAAAGAGGCGACAAAAGGAAGCAGCGCCUCGUCUAUCAAACGGACCCCCCUCUCUCCGGCCCAGCAGUCCAGUUUAAGCUUACCAUAACUAUUUAUUUAACCUUUAAUCCAUUUAGAUCAGAUAGAUAAUAAUAUAAUUGGCUAAUAAUAUAAUUUACAGUCCGAUAACAAAGUCGAGCCAGUGUGAUUUUAACCCGAACCAUUAAAAUGUUUAAUUUUAGUGAAGAUUUCUACAGGAUUUUAAGUUAUAAAAAUGUCUGUUGCACCCUGAACAAAGCAUUAAUUAAAAAAAGGUAUUAAAAGAAAAAAAAUAAAAUAUAAAAAGGUAUAGAUGGGAUUUGCACGUGUGGAGGAUUGAGCUGGACUUUAAAGGAGGAGUUUAAAGCAGAUUAUUUACAGUAUAAUCUGUAUUCUGUGACUUUAAAACAGACACUGAUUAUUGUCGGGAAGCUAAACUGUGGUAUAUUUAUAUAAAACAAAUAUUUUUGUUUUUAUUUAUUUUUGUUCUUUUUUAGAUUUUAUUUUUCUCCCCAAAAGGAAUUUCUGCAUCAAAUGUAAAAUGGUUCAUUUUAUUAAAACUUUUAUUGACUUUUUUUUUUUUAUUAUUAUUGUUUUGGUUGAUUUUUACAGUGGUGGUGAUAAGAAAUAGAAGCAUUACGAUAUACCAAACCAAAUGAAUAUAGCUGUUUUAUUUACUAUACUAAUUUUUGCAGUGAACCUAUUUGAUUUUUUUGCAACACUACACCCUGCAUAUUGCCUGUGUAUCCCUCCACCUUUUUAAUGAUAUGUGAUUUUUAGAACUUUUUUUAAACCGAAACCGAAAUCAUCUCAAAAUCUUAAUUUUGAGGACGCAGCUGAUGUAUCCUUCCUAAAAACGCAAAAACACAACUCAUGAAAACCUAUAAAAAAAGCAAAUGUAUUUGGUAUGUAGUAUAUACAGCUCUGGAUUUUUUUUUUUUUUUAAUUUUCCAGUUUCUCUCUGAUUUUGCUAUUUAUAGGUUUAUGUUUGAGUAAAAUGAACAUUGUUGUUUUAUUCUAUAAACUACAGACAACAUUUCUCCCAAAUUCCAAAUAAAAAUAUUCUCAUUUAGAGCAUUUAUUUACAGAAAAUGAGAAAUGACUGAAAUAACAAAAAAGAUGCAGAGCUUUCAGACCUCAAAUAAUGCAAAGAAAACAAGUUCAUAUUUAUAAAGUUUUAAGAGUUCAGAAAUAAUCAAUAUUUGGUGGAAUAACCCUGGUUUUUAAUCACAGUUUUUUUUUCAUGCAUCUUGGCAUCAUGUUCUCCUCCUCCACCAGUCUUACACACUGCUUUUGGAUAACUUUAUGCUGCUUUACUCCUGGUGUAAAAAUUCAAGCAGUUCAGUUUGGUGGUUUGAUGGUUUGUGAUCAUCCAUCUUCCUCUUGAUUAUAUUCCAGAGGUUUUCAAUUUGCUAAAAUCAAAGAAACUUGUAAUUUUUCCCAGAGCUGUAUAUUUAUUUUUCAGUUUAAGUCAGUUAGUUUAAUGCCUUCCCUCAAUAUGGAGCUUUUAAAGGAGUUAAACUCUUCAAUUAUUCAUGUUCUAUUCACCAGCACUGUAAACAUCUCGCUAAGUUUCACAAAAAUAACAGAUGGAGCUUUAAAGCUGACUCAAACCUUGAACUCAUUUUACCUGACUUUUAAAACAAUUUUUAAUCAAUAUAUAUAUAUAUAUAUAUUUUUUUUAACAAUGCUUUUUUGUUUGUGUUAAAAACCUUAAGAACAUUUAAAUAUAUGAAUUUCGCCACUAAAUUUUACAAGAUUAUUAAAAGUCAGAUAUAUAAAAUGCAUAUUCAGGUGUUUAAAUCAGCUUUUUUAGCUCCGUACAAAAAAUAAAACUCACUCUGAGUGAGAGUUCAAGUCCUACAACUAUUUAUUUUUAUUUUAUAAUUAUGCAGAAAUGUAGAAAAUCUGUGGAAUUUGCCUUUAAGGUGUGAACAGUCUAGUUUGGAUGAGCUAAAAGGUGAGUUCUUGAGUUUUUGAGAGUAUUUUUUGAAAGUCUGAUGUUGAGGAAACUGUUGUACGGGAAUGAGGGAACAUGUGGUUUUAACAUCCUAGCGACCUGAGAGAGAAACGAUGGCUAAAAUUCGAGUUUUUAUCUAAUUUUAAAUGUUUUCUAAAAUAAUUUGGCAUCUUUGGAUUAAGUCCUCGGUUCAAAUUCAGAUGAUGCAGCUAGUUUGGAAUUUGCUCCAGCUAUAUUUUGGCUCAGCUAACUCCUCCGGAGGGUGGACGGAAUGGGAUUAGAUUUUAGUGAUUGGACUACGACUUAAAAUUAACACCUGUUCUACACCUGUGCUUAUAAUCAGACACUUAAAAUCAGAUAAUCCAGGACGCUAGGAUGUUAAUAGCAGGUGUGAACGGGGUCUGGAAGUAUUUAGAAGGUCUGAUGUUGGUAAACUGGUUUAUGCUAAUGAGGGAUCUUAACAAUGGUGGAAUCUGUAAAGCAGAAGAUCAUAGUUUCCAGUCCUGAGGGUUAAAAACACCCAGUAAUUAACCAAAUUCAGCUGAUUCCAGUUAAACCAGGUGUUGUUCCUCCCUCAGGACUGGAUUUGAAGAACUCUGCUUUAAAGAAAAGUGUGUAUGAUACAUUUGCAUGUGAAUGAGUUUAAAAUUUGGUGCUAAUUAACUUGAAUUAACUUAAUUAUUUUCCCAUUUUAUUGUGUAAACUGUUUGGCUUAUAUAAUAGAACGUGUACACUGAUAUGCCAAAUUCCUAGGGAUAUUUCUAGUAUCCUUUGUCUAGCAUCCCAUGACUUUUGCCACACCACUUACUAACCCACUGCUUUCAAUGUUCACUAACAAGAUAGCACCUCACAACUUUACUUCUACAGGUGUAGGAAUUCCCUAGUCAGCAAUCGUCAAUUUACUGCAUAGUGCUGUCCCAUGACUUUUGGCACAUGUAUUUGAAGCUAAAGAACACCAAAUUAACCUGUGGGAUAUGAGUGCAGUGUCUAUAGAAUUGAUUUUAAAAGUGAUUUUAGAGUUUCGUUUCUGUUGGCACGGACAAUUCUAGCCAGAAGUCGCCGGACACCAUCAUUAACACUCACCCAUCUCAUCCACUGUGAUUAGUAUUAAUAGCUUUCUACUAUGCAUUACGUAUUCUUAAUACUUACUUACAAGAUAUCACCUCACGACUUAUAUAUACAGAUGUGUUCCUAAGCUAUACCCUGAUAUGCAACAUUUUACGAAAAAAUUACGAUAAAUCUGCUGUCCCAUGACUUUUGGCAUGUCAGUGUUUUUCUGUGUUUCCACCUUCUUCUAUUGUUCCAAAGCAAAGCCAAUAUAAUUUUUUGUACGGAAUUUUGCAUUUUAUAAAAUUAGGGAGAAAUUACGGGCCUUAAUAGUGUAAAUUUGAUGAAUUAUUUAGUUUUUGGUUUUAUUUCAUUUUGUACAGUUUGGGUUUUAUGAGUGUAAAAAUCUUAAUUUCUUUGUAUAUAUUUUUAGUGUACAAGAGAUUAAGAAAAUGUGACUUGGGAUUUUUUUAUUUCUUUUUUAUUUGCAUUUGUUACAUUUUUUUACCAGUUUAUUUUUUAUUUUUGUUUAUCGGGCAUUUUUACUAACAUGUUUCUGUUUUUCUGUAAAAUGUGAAAAAGCUUGAGCCUUGAUGUCUUUAGACUUUUUUUUCUUUUUUUUAAUAUAUAUAAAUAUAUGUAUAUCAUCUCUUUGAAUUUUUUUUAUCUUUUUAUCUUUUUUUAGUACCAUUUUUCAUCUGUGUGAUCGUUUGUUAACUGUGAUUUUAUUUUUAUUUUUUUUACUUACAUGUUUACAUUCCGAUUUUCUUUAACUUUUUUUUUUUUUUUUUGGUCCGGGUUCCUAAAACUGGGAUAUUAAAGGGGAACUCCAGUGUGAAAUAUGUUUGUUAUAGUUAAUUAUAAUAACAAGUACAAACUUUUGUUAAAUAGCCUCCAACUCCAUUCAUCCCAAAAAAUUCCCAAAUACAGCAUUUUUAGCUGAAUAUUAGCGCUGUGGUUAGCAGCUAAUGCUAAUGCUGCUCCAGUCUUGGUGCUGGAGAAACUUUACUGUAACUCCUGUAUAACUCUGUACUUCAGUGAAGUGACUUUACUGCUCCUUAAUACCUGACUGAUAGAAUUCAUACACUGAUAAUUUUUGGGAAAAUUAAAGAAUUUUGUGCAAAAAAUACAGUACUUUUAGUUUGUUGUUAAUGGUGUAAAAAAAGUGAUUUCUUUGCAUGGAUAACUUUAUGCCCCUUUCACUAGCAUCAGCUAAAAGUGCUGUAAGUCCAUUUAACACUGGAGUUUUUCUACAGGACUAUAGUGACCAACAAAUGGAAAGUAUAGUUCUGCAAUAGGUUUAAAGAAAAGGUGAAAAAAUUAGCAUUUUUCUGUUUUUAGUUUCUAUUGUUUUUUUUGUUUCUAGUGGAUUUUUUGUCGUAUAGACUGUUUUGCAUGUUAUUUUUUCAUCUAUUCCAGCUGGUUACACUUGGAUGAAUGGAUGGAUGGAUGGAGAUCACUGUUACUCUGCUGGCAUUAUGUCCUGGUUUAAUUAAGAUCAGUUCCUGCUGUUUGAUCCAGUUGGCGGGAUCCACAUUGUAAAGAUGCUUCUGUCAAUUUAUGACAUUAAAUCAAGAUUAUUCAAAAAA